Molecule: messenger RNA, 11017 nt
Organism: Anarrhichthys ocellatus (wolf-eel)
Lineage: Eukaryota; Metazoa; Chordata; Actinopteri; Perciformes; Anarhichadidae
Gene: tcf20
Product: transcription factor 20
Exons: 6
Coding region: 2040-9503 (2487 amino acids)
Biological process (GO): regulation of transcription by RNA polymerase II
Cellular component (GO): nucleus
Source: RefSeq, a predicted model, not a curated record
GUUAGCUAGCCCGUCUCUGACUGACUUUGCCUUUUCCCCCUCUGGCAAACGUUAGCUGUAGUUUGUUGAAGGAAAAUGUCAGGCUGCGUGACGGUCUGAUGCGGUACCCACACCGGGUCUCUCGCCAGUAGACGUUAUGUAUGCUAGCUAACGCGUUUACUCACAGCCCCACUGGGUUUCUGAGGGGGGGGGAAACAUCUGCACCUAAUCACCUCUCUUUCGUAGCUAAACGCUGCCUGGCUGCCCCGUGCCUUUUUUUUUCUUUCUGUAGCCUGCUACAACUAUCGUUGUGUGCACGUUCUCGAAUGCGCGUGAUAAUGUAAUAAACGCAAAUUAGCCGGCUUGCUAGGACGCUAACGGUUGUAGCUUAGCUAGCACCCGACGUAUGCGGCUGCAUCGCGUCUUUAAUUUGCAGUAUGUGAAGGUUUUCUUUUUGUUAAGCUAACGCUAACCUCUCAGAGCUAAAAGAGGCAGCACUGCACAGCUAAUUGUAAUGCGUAUUGCUACUGGCUAAUGUAGCCACUGAGGUAAUCGUACAAAAGCUAGUGUUGUGUGUUUGAUGACAAGCAAAGACGACAAACCAUUGGAAUACAACGGAGCUGGCGUUUUGAUCACAGUCUGAAAAAUAACAUUGCGUUUGCUCUCAACAAUUAGGCAGCUAUGCAAUUGAUCGACUCGCUGACAGACUGCAUUGAGCCCGUUUUUAUUCACGCUGCACUGUUCUAUUGUGAUCGCUGCUGCCUGGUUGUGCCCAGUGAGCUGCUGUGAUUAAUUAGUAAUCAAGAGUUGCAAAGGCUUCUGGUCAGCAGCUCCUGGAAAAUGAACGUAUCUGCAUGGAAAUACUGAAGAGAGAAAAACCGAAAGCGGGUGCUUGAAUUGACUGAACUUGAGGUGGAAUAAAUGGAUUACCCUCCUUUUGGAAAAUUGUUGCCAUGGAACUAGGUAGAGUUAAACGGUGGUGAACAUAAUGAAGCGAAGGUAAGACAGCCACAUGCUGAAGAUAGAGGAGAGCACCGAGAAGAAUCUUGAAGACAGACAAGGGAAGAACGAUUACUAAAUAGGGACCAAAGACUUCUACAGUCCGAAUGAAUGCAUGCCGUAGCAAAAAAAACAACAACUAACAAGAGUAUUUGAAAGGGAACGACCAAGAAAAAGAACAUCUCAAACAGUAUAACACUCUGCAUCCAAGAGCUGAUGAGAAUAUCAAUGGAGUGUUUGCCUCUGGGAGUGUUCAGUAAAGGUCUGUAUUCAGACCUAUUGAUUCAAGUUACUGCCGUUUUGGUCUCACACAGGUGUGAGUCGGGUCCUGGCAAACGCAUUGACGGACUGAAGGAUUGUCGCGACGGAACGCAUUCUCGAUGGCUUUAUUGAGAGAUUUUUUUUUUUGUUUUUGUUUAUUUGCACAAGAUGCCAUUGGACCACAAUUCAAUUCCAACAUAGCUCAGUUUGCUUGAGCUGUUAUUAAAGCAGAGAAGUGUACAUGUAAAGACAUUUGAACAUCUCACAUGGUGGUGUGUCAGACGUGAUAUCGUUGCCUGCUCGGUGCCAAACUGCUUCAGCUUCAUUGGAAUGACUGCACAGUUUUAGUCUUGUAUUUUUCUGCAGUAGAAACCUGCUUCACUAGAUAUUUCUUUUUCUUUUCAAAGUUCCAUUUUUUUUUAAGACCCAGCUGUACAGUGAACCUUUUUUUUUUAAACAAAAAAAAAGAAAAGUGAAAAUAACCAUAUACCAUCGUCACAUUGAAGAAGUAAGACUUUUACCAUUUGGCCUUUUCAUGUAUUGAUAAAACCAUUGUCUGUUCAACCUCACUACCCACUUUCUGCUACAAAAAAAAGUGAUUAUAACAUCUGCGAUAGAUAUUCCUCAGCUUGAACUAUUUGGUUUUCCAAAGCAUUUCCUUGUUUUACUGCCAGGCCAUAGACUCUCUUUUCUUCGUCAUUUAUGGUUACUGCCGUAAGCCUUCCAGUUUCUGAUCAGAAGCAUUCCCUGGUGUAGACACUGACGGUUAUUUCCAUUUUUAAUCCAAACGUGGAAAAACAAUGCAGAACUUUUCUAACAGUCCGGUUCCCCCUUCGCUUCCCCCGGGGUUCAGUGGGAGGGGUGGAGGGGGAACUCCGUAUCCCCCUCAGCCAGCAGAUCCCCAGAUUUCCCCAAGGAUGACGGAUGAUUACGCAGGGAUGCAACAGCAGAGCCUGCACAGAGGCCAUCACCAUCCCAGUCAAGCCAGCCACAUGCUUGCUUACAGUGCUAGAAACAGAGGUGCUGUGGAGGCAUCGCCAACACAGGGUAACAUUCACAGCGCCAACACUAACAACCCCUACAGGAAGGAGGCCAUGGAUUAUUAUUUUUCGAUGGCUGGAAAGGACAGGCACAGAAGGGGGGGCAUGGCUUAUGGGGCAGGGUUUGGGUACCCUAAUAUUGAUGGACAUAUACCUCACCAGUAUCGGCAUGCUGGAUCUGGCACUGCACCAGCAUCUGGCCUGAUGUCACCAUAUCCAGUAGACUACGGCUCAAGUGCUGGUUUGGGUGGAGGUGCUGUUGCUGGUGCUGGAGCAUUCUCUCCUUCUCAUCAGUACAAUAUGAGUCAGAAUGCUGCAAUGCAGUCAGUGCCAGGUUCUCAGAUGCAGCACCGCCAGCUUGGACAAAACUUCCCAGCCGUCCACCAUGGACAGCAGCAUAGGAGCUAUCCUCACUCUGGGCACAGGAUGACCCCUCAGUACCCACACUACUCCCCACAGGGUGGAGCAUCCACAGGGUCAUCAGGAAUGUACAGCCCUCCUCCACAGAGAUAUCUCGACGGGGCUGCUAGCGCGGGGUUCGAUCCCAAAGUCAACAGUUCUCCCAGUGUCAACUCUAGUUCAAAUUCAGUCUCCAGUUCAGUUGCUGCUAACAAUGUGGGGCCAAUGGAGAAUGUUCAGCAGAGUUACCAUGCUUCAAAUUAUCCUGGAUAUUCCCCGCAGACACUUUCGCUUCACAAGCAAGCCACACUACAGCACCGCAACUCGCAGCACAACUUAGGGGUAGGUUACGACAACUCUCUCAAGAUGCAGCACCAGGGCCCGUCUCCAGGCUCUGUAUAUGCUAAACAUCAUCAAGCCUCCAAUCCCAGUAUACCUCAAGCAGCGUCUCAAGAAAUAGCCAAAUCACCAAUGCAUCCCAAUGCUCAACAAACCCAAAUCAACCAAAACUUUAGCCCGAUAUCCAACCCCUCACCAGCUGCCUCUGCAGUGCAUUCCCCCAGUUGUAGCUCCUCUCCGUCCCCUUUGAUGGGCAUCUCAGAGGUACAUGCAAACCCCUCAGGUCAUGGUCCUUCGCAUCCUCCUUCGUCAAACCCCCGUAGCAGCCAUGGUCAAGGUAGAUUACUGCAGACCAUGCCACAAUUAAGUCCCACACCCAACUCAAAUAGCAGCAUCAGUAGUUGUGGUAGCAGUGGCAGUCAUAAAGCUCACAGCGUGAGUGCAGUUGGAGGGAGCAGUCUUCCUCCAACAGGCCGAAACAAAUUGGGUUUAGGCACAGGAGUCGGAUCGCGAGAGGAAGGCCCCUCUAUUUAUUCAUGCUCUCCACUUGACAAAAUGCAGGAUGCUGGCCUGAAUAGUCUUAAUGCCUUGAGCUCACAAGUAGCCAAUUUACCAAACACAGUUCAGCACAUGCUCCUCACCGACUCAGUGCUUUCACAGAAGAAGGGGAAGGAUGUGGGGCAGAUGCAACAGGCAACGCAUGGCGCGCCCCCAUCACAACCAAGAAGUCGAAAUGUAAGUGCAGCCUCAAGCACUAGCACAGUUAAAGAUGGAAGUGCGCCAGGGAUUGGUGACGGCGCCAGCUUAGACGCUGGUGCCGAUGAAGACUCCUCACUAAUGUCAGUUGGAGGCUCAUCGAGGACCAAGGUGGACCGUGAGGAGCAGUUUUCUGAAGGGGAACAUGGGAGAGUGAGGCAGAUGAGUGGUGCAAGCAGUGGGUCUGAACCAACCGGCUAUUACCCUCCCUCUCAGAGUCAAACACAGACUGGGCAAGCAUCAGCUGUUAAAACAAUUGCCUCCCAUUUACCGUCAAAAGAACCAAGUGUUUCCGAAACUAAAGCAAACAAAGCACGCGUUCCCUCUUCGUCGUCAUCUCCAUCCUUUGGAUGUCAGUCAUCAGAGACUGGCCCAACUUCACAUUCGACACCUCCAGUUUCCUCCUCCCCAUCAUCCACCUCCUCCAGUAUUCCUCCUCCUCUGCCAAAUUGUGUCUCAGAGCCUGGUCUCACAUACAGUGACCACAGAGGUGGUGGCCAUAGGAGGACAACAGAAAUAAAAAAGGAGGUCAUCAAAAAUGAAAGUGAAGGCCCGGUUGACAAAACGGAGAAAGGCCGUAGCCAAAUGCAGCGAGUUGGAGAGGUCAAUUCACAAAAUUGUCAGGACAAAGAAAACAGGUUGCACACCGCAUCCAGAUUACACAACAACGAGAGGGGAGAAAAGCACACUUCUGAGGAGCACCAGAGUGCCAGUAGUGUCGGUGUGAUUGUUUCAGCUCGGUCUGAGGGAAGUCACACUGAAAAAAGCAAGCAUACCCAAGGCAACUGCAUAGAAGAGAAACACUCUUUCUUAAGAGAAUCGAGCGGCCAUAAUGGGGAGGAAGGUGUAGAUCUGAGUUUAUAUUCCUCCCUUCACCAAAAAUCCAAUUUUGGACGGCCUCAAAAUCCUCCCCAGUCUGGACCGCAUAAAUAUGGCUAUCCAGAAUCAACAUAUGGCUCAGAUUUGUCGAUGAAAAGCAGAGGGAGGACUGGUCCGGCGGGUGUGAUGGAAUCAAAUUCCAGAUACUUGGGGUAUCAACAAUCACCAGCUGGUUAUGGCCCUGUGCAUCCAAAAGAUGCUGGUUCUGUAGCAGAGGCUUUGGUAAAGAGAGGGCAAGGAGCAGGAGCUAAAGGUCAUGAGGAUAAUUCACAGCAAUUUCCCAGCCUUUUACAAGAGGUUCUUCAAGGUUACAAUUUAGACAGACGUUAUGGCAGACCGGAGCAGGCCUAUCCUGCCCAUCUCCAAGUUCAGCAACCGUUUCAAACCAGACACCUGUACGGCAUAACUGAGGCGUUGGCUCAUUCUGGACAAAUGGUUAGCACUGGAAAGCCUCCACAUGCGAACCAGAGGCAUGGAAGUGAGCCUAGUUUUACCACAGAUGCUCAGUCCUCAGUGAAGUCUGAAGUGUCUAUUACUAAGAUAAUGCAAAAUGCUGAGAAAAAUGACAUGGGCGUGUCCCAGAGCCAUUCAACACAGGCGGCAGAGUCCCAGCAACCCCCAACCAAACAUAUAAACUUAGCUGACUAUUCUCUACCACAGAGAAAAGCCUUAUCAAAUGUGUCCACUCCACCCUCCGCUGUGCAGGAGCUCCUUUUGCAAGAGCCAGAGCCACUAACGGGCAGCAUUGGUCAAACUGAGUCUCAGAAAUCAUCAGGCUCCAUAUUAGCCCCAUCAGAGCGGCGCUCUGUCAUCUGUGAUGUGUCGCCGAACCGACGCGGCACCCCAGAGAGGGACCGGGAAAGUGACAGAGAGAGAGAGCGGGAGAAAAGUCUGAGUGGAGCCUCUGUGAUUCAACAGCCAUUUUCCUCUCCAGCAGCAGCCAGUGAUCUGAGUAAAAAGGAUAUUGGAGAGAAACAAGUGGUGAAAAUGGAAACGGCAUCAAAAGAGGCUGUCUUAGACACGUUACAGACUGAUCAUCUCGGCAGUGGUUGCACUAACGAUGCUGAUAUGGAGUAUCAUUCCAAGUCUGCUCAUUCAUCUGUUGUGAUGAAUACGGACCCCUACCGUCGAGGUAAUGUUGACAUUACACCCCUGGCUUCUCAUUCUUUGAGCACUAACCCUUUAUCUCCACCUUCAAGGCAUCAGUCCUAUCUUCAUGGUGUUGAUUUAUCAACGGGUAGUGGCAGCAGUUUUCCUGGUUAUCGAUUUGGAGAUGCAAGAGAAGGGCAUAUGAUGCCACGCAGUAACCCCCAUUUUACCUCCCACCAUCCGUACCACAAUUUAUCCCCCCAGGCGCAGUCCACAAAUAAGCUUCAAAUGUACCCUCACCCUCGUGGCCCCCCUCAUCACCCCCAUGACAUGAAUGAAUGGGUAAAAGCAAUGAACAGGCCAUCAAAGGAGAUGAUGAUGCUCCCUGGUUCUUCUCCAGGAAGACAUAAGGUCAGCCAAACAGAACCGAGGCAGAGGAUGGUCUCACAAACUGACAUGCCCGGGGAACUACACGCAGCCAAAACCUCCCUCCAUCAUCAAAGCGCUUUCUUCGAUUUGAAAAUGUGGGAGUCGACACACUCUGGCAGAGAAGGUGCUAGAAUGAUGGAGGGAGACUCCUUCUACAGAACACAACCUCCUCCCCCCCCUCCUCCUGCUCCUGUAGACUCGCACGUCCCCAUUCCACCACAAAUGACUCACGGCCUAAAUGCCGCCGAACCUGAGGUCCCCAGAGGAGCCGCAGAGGAAGGCAAACAUCCCUGCCCACCUCCUCCACCCGGCUCCGCCAAGCCUUCUGCUGACAUGAACUCCACACAGCCACAGGUGCAGCGUCAGACUAAAGCCGGGGGUUCUGGAGACACAAACCCGCUGAUAUUGCGAAGGAGAGUUCGUUCUUUCAUCUCUCCUAUUCCCGCCAAAAGGCAACUCCAGGAUGCGUCUCAGCAGAGAGCUGCCACAAAUUCACAUCACUCCCCCGGGGCUCAGUCUGAGUCGAGUCAUCACAAUGAAGAUGACUCAUCCAGUUCAGAUAUCCCAUGUCCCAGGCUCUCUUCCCCUCUGCCUGGAGAGAAUACCUAUUCACAACCUCUAUCUCCAUCAAGUGGUAAUGCCAGGGCUAUGCCUCCCAGGAAAGGCCGAGGUUUGAAACUGGAGGCAAUAGUGCAGAAAAUCACACCAAAUAUUAAAAAGCCAGCAGGCCAUGUUGAUGAUGAGUCGAAUCAUUAUCCAGGCUUCUCUCACUCAGAAAUGCCACCGUUUAAUGAUUCACAGGACCAAGACUUGGCACAUUUCCCAAGGGUUGCAGGAGGGGAUGAUAUCUACAUGGAUGACAGUCAUUCAUUAAACGACAUGAUUUCCUUCAGAGGAGUUGAUGAGACCGGGCCUUUACCCCCGUCUGCCUACCCAUGUGAUCCACAUCAGACAUCCCAAACCCUAAAACAAGACUUUGACUUUGGAUUGGGAUCCACUGUUUCAUCGGCAUCGGGUGACAAGGAGGAUUUUGCUUUGCUCGGACCUUUACCCCCUCCUCCACCUCUUCCUCGCCCAGUCCAGGGUUCCCCACCUCCAUCUUCAUCUGCCCUGUCAGACAUUCAGCAUUUCACCAACACUUACCAGCAGCUUGAGACGAGAAGAGGGGAGCACUCUGCGGCUAACCUCCUUCGACAGAAACUUCAAGAAUCUGACAUGGGAUUUGAUGAUUAUCCGGGCAGUGACUACUAUGGAGCCACCCCACCCCACUCUCAAGGAAACAUGCUGAAUAGGCAACAUCCAAUGUCCUCUGGCAGCCUGUCGCCACAAGAUUCCAAGCUACAAGACAGUUCCGUGCCUAAAGGCUAUUUCCCAUCUGGCAAGAAGAAGGGGAGGCCCGUAGGGAGUGUGAAUAAACAAAAAAGGGCCCAGAACCAAGCCCAAACACAGGAGCCGGGUCAGCCCCAAGAACAGGCUCAGGGCACAACUGAGAGUGCUCUAUCAGCCCCACCCGAGCCAACUUCAGCUGAUGAGACAUCCCCACCGCUGGAGCAGACUACGUGCAGCACACCACCCCCUGAAGCACCCCUGCUGACCGACGAUAAAAACACUCUCCCACUGACCCCACCCAUUUUAACCCAGAUAGUGAAAGUGGAUGUUGAGAAUGAGGACCUGCAGCCAGAGAUCGAGGUCAAACCAGUGCGAAGGAGACGCAGAGGUGGAAAAGGUGAGGAUGAGUCACUAGAGGCCAGAGGACAACAGAGGAGGAGAAGGAGAGGAGCAGGGCCGACGGCACCGUCGGUGGCCAAAGUUGACCCAGAUAUACCUUUAGGGGGAGGAGGGAGCCCUGGCACCAAUAGAGUGUUCACAGACCCAAAUAUAAAGGGCCUGUUUGUUCCGCACAUACACGUGGAGAACAAAAUACCAGAGAUUGGGGCAGUGUGCACCAUUGUAAAUGCUGAGGAGGAGAAGAUGAAAGGAGAUCGUAGUGCAGUCGGAGGGAAAGUGGGCGUGAGUGGGAUUGAUUCUCCCCUGACCUCGGUUCCUUCCUCCCAGUUAUCUAGGAGAGACAGAGAAUCGGAGAAAAGGGAGACAGACGAGGUGGAGACAACACUUGAGUCGGGAAAAGCACUUCCUUCAUCUGGCUAUAUUGUUUCAGGCCCCGUGAUUACAGAGACCAAUCACUCCGGCCGCCUGCUCUGCUGCCUGUGUCAGAAAUGGGCAAAUUACAAACAUCUUGGAGAUCUCUACGGCCCUUUCUAUCCAGCUGAAUAUGCUGCAAAGCUCCCCAAGAACCAGCCCCAGGUCCGACAAUGUCAAGCGGCCACGGGCACAAACAAAACAGGACAAAACUCAGACGUGAGCUCAAAUGCUUUGAGCACCAACCAAGACGCGCAAACACAAGAUGCUCAGUUUACCAAGCCCCCAACUGAGAGUCACUAUGCCAUCAGCCUGGAUUCAAAUGCAGUGCCUCUCCCCGCUAGAGUCAGAACUGCCCCGACGGCUGGUGGAGAGGAAAUGAUGAUGCACAUGACUGGCAAGUUCAGUAACACCGCCUCCUCCUCUUCCUCGUCCUCCUCGUCUUCGUCUUUCUCCUCCUACACCAGUAAAACAACGUCUCUGACCUGGGACAUGAAUCUAGACAUCCGGCCCAUCCCGAAGCUUAAGAGAGAGCCAGACCUUGAUACAGACAAGCAGCAGCAGCAGCCGCAAAUCCAGCAGCAGCUGCUGCAGCAGCAGCCGACAGACGAAGCUCAGCAACGACCUCAACACAGAAAGCUGACUUCACACCCCCGCUUUAAGAGGAGGCACAAAUCCAGUGAGGAUUCCCCCAGAAUGGUGCCCUCCAACAGUAAGGCCUCCCUGCCCUUCCAGCCCCCUCCGCCCGCCUUGGACUCCCUGGGACCCUUGGCACAACUCGCCCAGCUGCCUCAGAUGCCCAUGGACCCGGAGGAGCUGUGGGUCCAUGAAGGAUGCAUAGUGUGGACCAGUGGGGUGUAUCUUGUCAAUGGGAGACUGUAUGGCAUGCAGGAGGCACUAGAUGGCGCCAGAGAAACAUGCUGCUCAUACUGUGAGAUGGUUGGCUCCACCCUGGGCUGCUACAGCAAAGGCUGUACACUCCGCUACCACUACAUGUGUGCUAUCGAAGCAGAUUGCUCUCUGAACGAAGAUAACUUCUCAGUGCGGUGUCCGAAGCACAAGGUAAAGAAGGAGAGUUUACCCAGAGCAUCCGGCCAGCCAAGUCAGUGUGCGUGGAGCAGUCAGAGAGAGGCUGAGAGAAAUGCAGAAGAAGAAGAGACACCGGAGUCUGGGAGCUGUUCGUUUGGUCAAUAGAAGACUGAGGAGUGGGACUUGUUUGUGAAGCAGCCCGAAAUGUGAAAAGACAGGACUGGCAUCCGUGACGGAGAACAACAAAAGGGAAUGUACAAUUUCUCAACGGGCGUUAUUUACAUGUAAGACAAUGGAGAAAAGAAACCUUUUCUUUUUUUUUUUUUUUAAGAGAAUUGUUGCUCUUGACUUAAAAGCAGAAAAAGAAGAAAAGAAAAAAACAUGAACAUGCAACAGAGCGGAAUGGAGCUACAAGUAAAAGACGGACGGUGGAACUAAAGGAACUUGUUUUGUAGAGAACAAAAGAAACAAACUUCCUCUCUAGGCUUACUUUGAUUUUCCUCAGACACCCUCAAAGUGUUACACUCGUGUUUAUCAUCAUCUGUAUAAUCAUUAUCCAUUUUCUUUAAGUGUUCUUUUGGUUGCUAUGCAGAGGCGUUUUGGGAGCAAGUUGGGCGUCAAACCCAGAAAAGAAACAAAGAGAGACUUUUAUACCCUCUCACAAGUAGUAUUCUAUCUUAUAUUACGAUGACCACAAUUAUUAUUUUUAGUACUCAUUAUUAUUUUGUAUCCUCGUCAGUAUUUACUCAUGAAAAUGAAAUGGAUGUAUCUCACUUUAUAUUCUGUCAACACAUGAUUUGGAUUUAUUUUUUCAUUCCUGGAGAGGGAGGAGCCAGAGUGAUGUCUGGAAUGUCAGGGUCGAGUUUGCCACAAAGACAUUAUUGCCUUGGAGAACGGACAUCUGUUGCCUUUCAAAAGUCAUGUGUACGAGUGUGAAAUGUGUGUGUGUGUGUGUGUGUGUAUGUGCGAGAGAGAGAGUGAGAGAAACUGAAAAAAAACCGCCGAUAUCUGGGUCUUUGAUUCCAUUUUUGGUCCUUUUGAAAAGUGGUCUUAUUUUUCAUCACUGGGGUUUUUACGGUACAGAUAGUAUUCACGAAAAAAAUCCGAUGGACACAAUCUUAUUUUUCAAGUACAAAAUGUUCGUUAUGUGUAAAGAGAGGGACAGAGGAGGGGAUAACACUAUGGACUAAUGCGUGCCUGCCAUCUUUGACUGUGCUGACAGCACAAAGAUGAACAGGACACUGACGGGGGAACUGUGUACUGGGUGCACACGUGCGCUCGUUCUUCAUGGGAUGUUCCGCAGGACUGGCACGCCACCGUACACUGAUGGAAAAACAUUUUUUUUUUGGGGAACUGGAAACUUUGGAGAAGGUGUCAUAUUGAACGGCUGCGAUUGGCCAACCGUACUGGCCAAUGGGGGAGUAAGCCUUACUGAGUACUUCUGAAUGGUUUCACUCUCGAGCGACAAAAUCCAUUCACAAGAAGCAUUGCCAUAAAAUUUAAAAGUGAGUCGUACAUGGUGUUGUCUUUAUCAUUUUUUAUUGUUAUUCUUGUAAAAAAAAAAAGAUAAAAAAGUCAAGCUGAGAAGAAGACAGUGACACUAUCAAAACCAUGCUGUAUUAGAGACCUGUCAAUAUGUAUAUGAAUUAUGAAUACACUUAAAAAAAUGCUUCAAGUAA